AUGACUUGGGGUUUCAGACUAUCUUUGGAGAAGAUGGCUCUGUCAGAAUUCGGUGCACAAAGGAAGCCAAGUAGAGGAAAUACUGUAGGAAAAGUUUUAAAGGUAGAUAAAACUACCUCAACGGGUGAUAGAGGAAAGUUUGCUAGGAUUUGUGUUGAACUUGACUUAUCCAAGCCUUUGAGGGGAGAAUAUAUCCUGGAGGAAGAAGUCUUCAAGGUGGAAUAUGAAGGACUGUAUUUGAUUUGCCUCCAAUGUGGCAAAUACGACCAUAAUACAGAAAAAUGUCCAGAAAUGAUGAAAUCGGUUGAGGUUAAUAAUAAGCAGGAAUCCUUGCCAGAAGUAGCCAAGCCUUCAUGUAGUCAAGGAGUGCGCCCCUGGAUGGUGGUGCAGAAGAAAAAAUUUAUAAAGUAUCAACCUCCAAAGAAGUAUAAAGGAUUAGAGGGGAGAACAUUUGGAGAUGAUAUCUCCAAUAAGAAGAAUAUCAGUCAGCAAAAUAAAGCUACAGUGAAUAAUAUGGGUCCAGCUACUUCAAAAAGAAAAAGCUCUACUUCAACAGAGCUCCCUUCGUCUAGUACAAUCAUCAGACAGGUAGAGCAGAAACAGGACCCUAUUCUCCCAACUGAACUGGUUUGUUGCUCUGGUAAUGAGACCUCUUCUAAUGAGGUGGAAAAGGAACUUUGUUCUAAAAUCUCCACAACCAAGACCAGUGGAAAUUCUGUUCCAUCCUCUAAGUGUGAUUUAUGUGUAGUGGAAGAAGAGACCUCAGACAUGGAAAUUGGGAGUUCGUUUUUGCUUACUGUAGUCUGUGCAAAUCCCAGGGAGGAAAUUUGUGAGGCUGUCUGGACAGAUCUCAAGAGAAUAAGUGAUAAUGUGGUGGGGCCUUGGGUCAUGAUGGGAGAUUUUAAUGAAAUAGCAUAUGUGAAAGAGAGAAUAGGGGGUUCCCCUGUCAAUGUUAUUAAAUGCCAGAAAUUCUCAAAACUUCUAAAUGAUUGCAACACAAUGGACCUGGGUUGUAGAGGUUCUGAUUUCACCUGGAAGGGUCCCAAGUGGCUUCAUCUUGAUAGGGUCUAUAAGAGGCUUGAUCGCAUUUGUGCUAAUGCACAGUGGAGAACAGCUUUUGGAGAAGCUGUUGUUAAAUCCCUGCCUCGCCUAAACUCAUAUCAUAAUCCUCUUCUCCUAACUUUGUUUCCCAAAGAGUCUUCCUGGAAAGAGAGGCCUUUUAGAUUUCUGGUGUCCCGGCAAGAUCACAUAACCUUCUCCCUCCUUCUCAAGUUUAUUUGGAACUCUUACCGCAAGAUAAACCUUAGCCUGAUGGAGCUGAUUGAACCUCUAAAGUCUUGGAAUAAAAGAGUAUUUGGGUGUAUCCAAUUUAGAAAAGAGUAUCUCCUCAAGAAGCUUCAAGAGACUCAAUUGAACAUCUCUUGUCAAUUGGAUCAAUCUCCAUCUGACCUGGACAAGGCUCUCCAGGAUGAGCUCAACCGAGUGUUGGAGCAAGAAGAAGCUUUUUGGUUUCAAAAGGCGAGAUGUAAACGUAUAGCAGAUGGAGACCGUAAUACAAGAUUCUACCACACCACCACUAUUAUCAGGAGAGCUAGGAAAAAAAUUCUUGAGUUAAGGAAUGAUGAUGGUCAUCUAGUGAGAGAAGAAGACAAUCUGAUUGAGCUUAUUCACUCUUUCUUUAACAACUUAUUCUUAGAGGAAGACUACAACAGACCCUAG
Gastrolobium bilobum is the source of this 1719-nucleotide messenger RNA. RefSeq lists its product as uncharacterized. The record is from RefSeq and is a predicted model, not a curated record. The transcript is spliced from 4 exons. Bases 1 to 1719 code for a protein of 572 amino acids. Lineage: Eukaryota; Viridiplantae; Streptophyta; Magnoliopsida; Fabales; Fabaceae.